This is a messenger RNA of Vitrella brassicaformis, 3345 nucleotides long. NCBI's taxonomy places the organism in Eukaryota, Vitrellaceae. The record is from the annotation of a GenBank genome assembly.
GAGAGAGUCCUUCGUUGUUAACCUCACGGGCAACUCCCUCCCUAGUCUCCCCGAAUGGAAGGCGCAUCUCUGAGCCCCUCGCCGUAUGGCCAGCUCCUGCCGCCGUGGCUCCUCCCACAACCUCCCCCUGCACUGGCAGGCACCACACCAUACCUUGACGGCCGGGAGGUGGAAAGACUCGAAAGGCGAUUGUCCGACAUCAAGCUGAAGCGUGGCGUCCGGUCCGAUGCAUUUGCCAGCGCCCUGCACGAUCUGGUGGUGCUCGUCAACUCGAUGGCCGCCCAGCAGUCGGCUCUUGACCUGAGGAGCGACGCCCUCCGGCUGCUUCGGAAGGCACAGCGGCAUGUGAGACGGAGCGAGUUGGAGGCCAAGGAGGCCGGUGGAGGCCUAGGCUUUUCUCUGCUCGCGGGGAUGCUGACGUCUCUCCGGUGUCUCACCCUCAACAACCUGGCGACGUGGUAUCGGAGGGGCGGGCAGAUCCGCAACGCUCACGGGUGUCUGAAGGAGGCGCUGUCCCUGCUGGAAGAGCACUCGCCAUCCUCAUCAUCGGUUGACGACCGCGCAGCCACCCACCUGAGCAUAUGCGACGUGCUGACCGACCUGCAUCAGCCGUGCGCGGCCCUCAGACAUGCACAGGAGGCCAUCGAGAUGUGUGAGGGGGCUUUGAUGAGGCUGACGCCGUCCCGCCUGACGAAUGGCAGCAACAAUGGCACGGACACGCUCAACACCAAGACGGCUCUGCUGGCACUCGGCUACUCACACGCAGCGGCUGCGUUGGAGCGGCUGCCGGGUCAGGGGGAUGAGUGUCUCGCUGUGCACCAGCGGGCCCUUACCCUUGCCGGGCAGUUUCUGGACCCUUCUUUCAAGCCGCUGAUCGCCGCUCUGCAGGACCGCUACACGCGCACACUGACCAACAUGAGAUACAGCAAGACACACCAACAACAGCAGCAGCAGCAGCACCAACAGCAGCAGCACAGGGAGGAGAGAAGCAAGCGCGUGCAGAUAAUCAGCACGCCCGUCGUGCAUCGGUACCCGCUGCUCUCGUCUGCCCCGAGACACCGAAGUGACCUGAAAGGGAUGAUGCCCUCAUUGCCGUCAUCCCCCGUGCACACGGCCAAGUCGACCCCCGUGCUGCGCAAUGCUUAUGUGCCCGUAGUGCAUGCCGAUGCCCACCUGGGCGGGCCCGUGAGACACCUGCUGGAGAUCAAGCGGUCGCCCAUUCUUUUUGACAGAAGGCGGUUGUCGAGAGAAAGGGACAAGGAGAGAGGCAAGGGGCGAGUGUUCAAGGCCAGAAGGACGGCAGCUGCCAUUACCAUCCAGCGGGCAUAUAGGCGACUGAGGAGAGCGAGACAGCCCACAAGGAGGCCGCCACCACUCCGUGACAAUUCCGACGCCGUUGCGGUUGCCACUGCCUCGCAUGGUGGCGUGGCAGCUCAUUAUCAUCGGCAGGAGGACUGUCAGCCACAGACAAGGGACGAGGCGACCGACCGCUGUCGGCCAAAGACAGUCGCUGCCACCGCAGCCACGCCACUUCUUCCCCUGCCCUCUCUCUCCAUCUCACUCGACGCCGGCAGCGGCGCUGGAGGGCCGGGCCAUCCCCAACACACACAUGAGGACCAGAAGUCCAGGAAUAGUCGGCUCAUCAGUCGACGGACAGCACACCAGAGUAUGGCGCCGCCAUACAAGAAGACGGCCCUCUCGUCGCUUCCCACUCGCGACACGAUGCAGCCGGGGUCGCCCGAAGGGACCACAGCCGCGUACACGGAGCCAUCGAUGCCCACCCCUUUGCCGUCACUGCCCGGCGGCCACCAGACACACAUGAGGGAGCAGCAGCAAGAGGGGGUGCAGCCGCAGCAUCAGCUACUGCGUCGAAUUCGGUCGCUGACGGGUGACCUCAUUGCAUUCCCUUCGCUGACGCCCCCGUCACUGCCAAUGAGAGGGGGAGACAUGACGACGGUGCAGGAGGACGGUGGUGCUGGUGGUUGUGAGAGGCGUGGGUUGGAUGAUGUGCAUCCCCUGAGCCCCCUGUCGCCGCCUCUUUCCCCGCCACCCAUCACCUCGCCGCCCCUCUCAUCAAUUGAAGUCAUGUUCGGUGCGCCGAUCUGCCUCUCUGUUCCUCUCUCCCUUGCUUGUAUUCUUGAUUUGUGUGUGGGGGGAUGCAGGUGCGUGUGUGCGCCCGCUCCCUCUGGUGGUGCCCUCAGAUGAGCCCAACGCCUCUGGCUGGACCAAAGUCAAAGACGCCUUCUCGCCCUCAUCCCUCACGCCCAUCGUCAACACGCGCCCCAACACGUCGGCCAACUCACCGACCCCAAAAGGCCGGCUGCCAUCGGUGUCUUCCCCUCCGUCUCUGUGGACGUGUGCGGCCUACUGGACGAGGCAGCUGGGCAUGUGGCGGCUGGAGGUGCGGACGGCGCAGAGGAAGGGCGGCAAGAUCGCCCCACCGCCCGUCGAGCUGAAAGCCGACGCAGCGGAGCUGGAGCGCCUGGGCUAUGAGGACGCUUCCUCUGGUAGACAGAGGCACAACCUCACUUGCACCCCCUUUCUCUCUGUGGAUCGGUCUGUCCAUUCUAUCAGAGCUGUCGAUGCCUCGUCUGCGGCUGCUGGGCGCCCGUCUGCUCUCCGCGUUGGCCAUUACCUCCUCCCCCUACCCGCCCCCUCCCCCACCAGAGACACCAGCGAUCUCUCUUGUCCUGCUGUCGAAAGACAGAGUGGACGCCAUCGAGAGCGAAGAGCACACCGAGACAUACAUCAACGAGGAGGAGGCAUUUGCAGGGGCAGAGGAGGGGGGAGAGGGAGGAGACACCGACAAGGGCGAAGGUGAGACGGGAGAGACACAGGCGCAGCAGAGGGAGAGGGAGACACCCGCCGAGGAAGGACAAGAACAAGAGCAGGAGCAAGAGCAAGAGCAGGAGCAGGAGCCUUCCUUCAGCCCGUUUGUGUGGACCUGCCAGCGGGACAUCCCUGUCCACACCAACUGCGAAGGCGAGGCCCGAAUGAGCAACACCACACGCAGCACCUGCUUAGCCCGCCCAAUGAGCAACACCAAGGGGUGGCUCGUGACCGUGCAACCACAGCAGCCCCACCACCACCACCAGCACCACCACCAGCCCACAUCGAUGGAGCGUGUGUUGAUGGAUGUGCCGGGCGACGUCGCUGACCGCGGUAGCGUGACCGCAUUGCGAAGGGUCGCUGAAUCGCUUUUGGCCAGGGUGGGGGUGCGUGACGGUGCUGUGUUUGUGGCAGAGGGCGAGGGGCUCCGAGGCGGUGGGAGUGUGCGUGCGGUGAUGGUGUGCACACCAAGGUGAUGUGGAUGGGGUCGCGCAACGACAGUGCAUUGCACGACUG